CGGCGGAGCUCGUUAUCUGUGCGUGCCAAUGCCGACCGGGAGCGCCGCAUCUGGCGUCGUCAUUCCAUCCAGCGCCAAUCCAGCUCGCACCCUCUGCUCGAUUGCAGCCGACGCGUUUUCGCGCAUGAUUCCCCGCGCCGCGAUCUCGACCGUCCGCAUUGCGAAAGAAGCAGACCCAGGCAACAGCAACGGCACGCCAUGACGACCCCCGCGCCGCCCGAGGACCAGGCCCGUCUGCUGGAGGACGCCCUCAUCGCCGUGCGCCAGCAGACGGCCCUGAUGCGCAAAUGCCUGGAUACGCCAGGGAAGCUGAUGGACGCGCUGAAGUGCUGCUCUACCCUCGUCUCCGAACUGCGCACCAGCAGCCUGGGUCCCAAGCAGUACUACGAGCUGUACAUGGCCGUCUUCGAUGCCCUCCGCUACCUCUCGGUGCACCUGCGCGAGAACCACCCCGUCAACCACCUCGCCGACCUGUACGAGCUCGUGCAAUAUGCCGGCAACAUCAUCCCCCGCCUCUACCUCAUGAUCACCGUCGGCACCGCCUACAUGUCCAUCGAGGGCGCGCCCGUGAAGGAGCUGAUGAAAGACAUGAUGGACAUGAGCCGCGGCGUGCAGCACCCGGUCCGCGGCCUCUUCCUGCGCUACUAUCUGACGGGCCAGGCCAGAGACUACCUCCCCACCGGCGACUCAGACGGGCCCGAAGGCAAUUUGCAGGAUUCCAUCAAUUUCAUACUGACCAACUUUGUCGAGAUGAACAAGCUCUGGGUCCGUCUGCAGCACCAGGGGCACUCGAGGGAGCGGGACCUGAGGACCCAGGAGAGGAAAGAGCUCCAACUGCUGGUGGGGAGCAACAUCGUCCGGCUCAGCCAAUUGGUCGACUUGCAAACAUACAAGGAUGGCAUCCUCGGCCCCCUGCUCGAGCAGGUUGUCCAGUGUCGCGACGUGCUCGCCCAGGAGUACCUCCUCGAGGUCAUCACCCAGGUCUUUCCGGACGAGUUCCACCUCCACACUCUCGACCAGUUCCUCGCCGCUGUCUCCAGGCUAAAUCCGCACGUCAACGUCAAGGCCAUCGUCAUCGGCCUCAUGGAUCGCCUCUCCAACUAUGCCGAGCGCGAGUCCCUGAAUGAGUCGGAGGAGGACCGAGCCAGGAUGGAGGAGGAAGCCUUGGCGAGUCUCCUGGAGAAGGUCAGGCUGGGUGCGUCCAGUGCCGCUCAGGGCCCUAGUGCCGCCCACCCAGAAACAACCGGAACACCCCAAAAUGGAGACAGUACCGAAGAGGACGCUGGCUCGAAAGCCGAACCAUCCAACCCAGAUGCCGAGCCGGCAGCGUCCCUCGCAGAGACCGAGGCGACGGCUGUGAAUGGGAAUGGAGACGAGCCAGAGCCACCAAAGAAGCGCCGAGGCAUCCCGGAGAACGUGCCGCUGUACGAGAUCUUCUUUGGCCAGGUCAAGAACCUCGUACAAGCCCAGCACCUCCCUAUCCAAGACACCAUCGCGCUGUGCGUCUCGCUGACCAACUUGGCACUCAACAUCUAUCCAGAGAGACUGGACUAUGUCGACCAGAUCCUGGAGUACGCUCAUAGCAAGGUCAAGGAACACGCGAACAGCGCAGAUUUACAUUCGCAACCAGCACAGCAGAGCCUCUUGGCGCUCCUCCAGAGCCCCCUCAGGCGCUAUGUGUCCAUAUUCACCGCCCUGUCGCUCCCGACCUACGUCUCCCUCUUCCAUUCCCAGACAUACCCAACACGGAGAGCUGUUGCCGGAGAGGUUGCGAGGACGCUGCUGAAGAAUCAGACACUCAUUUCCACGCCGCGCCACCUCGAAAACGUGCUCGAAGUUCUCAAGGUCCUCAUUAAGGAAGGCUCACAACCGCCUGCCGGCUACCCUGGCGUCGUGCAACCUCGCGCCCGUGCGUUCGAGACGGAUGAGACCAUGGAGGAGCAAGGGUGGUUGGCUCGCCUCGUCCACCUGAUCCACUCGGACGACAACGAUACCCAAUUCCGCUUGCUGCAGAUGACUGCCAAGGCGUAUGCCGAAGGCAACGAACGCAUCCGGACCACCACACCGCCCCUGAUUACCGCCGGCCUCAAGCUCGCGCGCCGCCUCAAGGCCCGUGAGCACUACGAUGACAACUGGUCGUCGCAGUCCUCGGCCCUCCUCAAGUUCCUGCACUCUGCCAUCUCGACCCUGUACACCCGGGUUAACGGUUCGGGCACUGCCGAGCUGUCGCUCCGCCUGUUCUGCACGUGCGGGCAGGUCGCCGAUAUGACGGGCUUCGAGGAGGUGGCCUACGAAUUCUUUGCUCAGGCCUUCACCGUGUACGAAGAGGCCAUCAGCGACUCGAAAGCGCAGUUCCAGGCCGUGUGUGUCAUCGCCAGCGCGCUGCACCGGACGCGGAAUUUCAGCAGAGAAAACUACGACACCCUCAUCACCAAGUGUGCGCAGCACGCCAGCAAACUGCUGCGCAAGCCAGACCAGUGCAGAGCGGUUUACUUGGCCAGCCACCUGUGGUGGGCAACGCCCAUUGCGGCGAACGGUGAGACGGAGGAGACCGAGCUCUACCGCGAUGGCAAGCGUGUCUUGGAAUGCCUGCAGCGCGCCCUGCGCGUGGCAGACUCGUGCAUGGAGACGGCCACGUCCAUCGAGCUGUUUGUCGAGAUCCUCGACAAAUACGUCUACUAUUUUGACCAGAAGAACGAAUCCGUCACAACCAAGUACCUCAACGGUCUCAUCGAGCUCAUCCACUCCAACCUGGCCGGCAGCCAGCAAGACUCGCCCUCGAUCGAGGCCAGCAAGAAGCACUUCAUGCAAACGCUUGACUUGAUCCGGAGCAAGGAGUACGAGGGCGUCGUGCUGACACCCAAGUAGGGGGUGGGUUGUGGGUUGUCCUAGCGUGGGGGGGAAUUUCAUAGCGCAGAGUGUUAUACCCAGAAGAAAGGCAGUGGCGAAGCUGAGCGGAAUCAGCAGCGUUUUGGGGGCGGG
Molecule: messenger RNA, 2982 nt
Organism: Thermothielavioides terrestris NRRL 8126
Lineage: Eukaryota; Fungi; Ascomycota; Sordariomycetes; Sordariales; Chaetomiaceae
Exons: 4
Coding region: 199-2868 (889 amino acids)
Biological process (GO): intracellular protein transport; retrograde transport, endosome to Golgi
Cellular component (GO): late endosome; retromer, cargo-selective complex; retromer complex
Source: RefSeq, a predicted model, not a curated record